UUUUUUUUUGGUUUUAUUUAUGGCGCUGCCAGUCGGAACAUGCUUGCCAUUGUGCUUGAGAACUUAAUACUGCAAUUUAGAGUGAGCAAGUGAGGAGGCUCGCUCCUCUCCUGCAAGGACAACCAGCAGCACCAAAAUAUCUCUGCGAUGCCAGGACGGCGACGCGCUUUUGGAAGUGUGUUAAGAAUAGACCCACAAUGGGGCUCGCUCCUGUCUUCCGUGGUCUGAGGACAGACGGUUGUCUGCAGGGGACCGAGCAAGAGGUAAGACGGGCAGUAUCUACUUGGUUUCAGAGACCCGAGUGGAUCGGGCUGGAUUUUCCAAGAAGGACCUAACUGCAUCUCUAUCGAGUGUCAGACUGCCACUGGAAACCUUGUGAGCGGCCACCUGGGGGUUAUUAUGCUACUGGAAACAACUGUGGCCCUGGCUUGAGAGGGUGUAUGUGGAAGGAAUAGUGGCUGGAUAGGGAGCGAGGUGCUGGCUUCGUUUACCCUGUAGCCCGGGACUGGAGGUGGGAGCAUGGCAGGACCCAGUGCCUCCGGGAUCAUCUUCAUCUCCGUCAAUCACAGCAUCACUUUGAUGGGAAAAGUGUGGCUCAUCGUGAUGAUCCUCCUCCGCAUCUUGCUGCUCCUCCUUGCUGGUUACCCUCUCUACCAGGACGAGCAGGAGCGAUUCGUGUGCAACACCAUUCAGCCCGGUUGCGCCAACGUGUGCUACGAUCUGUUUUCUCCCAUCUCCCUGUUCCGAUUCUGGCUGGUGCAGCUCGUCACCUUGUGUCUGCCCUUCCUCAUCUUUGUCGUCUACGUGGUCCAUAAGGUGGCCAAUGGCCUCACUGUGGACCUGAACUCCUCUGGCCACGUCAGAGACAUGCCACUGUUAAAGACCCACCAGGAGCCAUUCAGCAAGACGAACGGCAACGAGAUGCCUCAGGUACCUGAGCGAAGUUUGGCCCGGCACUUCACGGGAGCAUACAUCCUACAUCUGAUGCUUAGGACUUUGCUGGAGGCAGGGUUUGGAGCAGCUCACUAUUAUCUGUUUGGUCUCUACGUCCCCAGGAGGUUCCUGUGCCAGCAUCCACCGUGCACCACCCAGGUCGACUGCUACAUCUCCAGGCCCACUGAGAAGACUUUGAUGCUCAACUUCAUGCUUGGUGUGGCCGCUCUGUCCCUUUUCCUAAACGUGUUGGAUUUCAUCUGCGCAAUCAAGCGCUCGGUGAGGCAGAAGAGCAAGAAGAAGAUGUCGCUGGAGAAACUAUAUGAGGAAGAGCAAGGCUUCCUAUCGUGCGGGGGGGCUUCUAAGGGAAAGGACAAACAUGCCUCCUUGGCUCUGCAGGAUUUAGAGGGGGAAGCAGGUCAGUCAGGGGGGUUCCGGAAGAGGCGAGGAAGCGGAGGGGGAAUGCUUGCUUUAAGUCAGGAUCCAUCUUGUCUGGAGCACUCCUCUCUCCCACUCGCUCCAGGACCCCCAGGUUGCAACACAAACGGGAACAAUGGCUAUUCUGUUUGCCCAGAGGAGGCUCUGGAAAGGAAUGGCAGUGAGGCGGCUCUCUGUCCCCCAGAGCCGAUGGGAACACCCAGAUCCAUCCGUGUUAGCAAACGCAAUCGACUCAAACCGCCACCUCCUCCCAGACGGGACCUUGGGUUGCCCCCUGCGGCAUCAGCAGGGACAACCGGGGAGGUUUCCACAGCAGCAGCAACCAGUAUUAGAAGGGUGGGUCAGUAUACGCUGGUGGAGCUGGGCAGCGGCGCAGAGCUACAGGCCAAUGAUGAUGGACAGGACAAAAGAUCAGAGUGGGUUUGACUACUUUAUUUCAAGGUCACUUUGAAACGUAAGAGUGAGGCAAAUGGGUGUGACAGCAAUAUGAGAAACAGACUGCGAUGCCCCGAGGUUUACACAGUGGCAGCAACUGUUGGAGCUGACAUCCUGCCACGCUCUCUACCUCGUUUUACAACAGACUGCACUGUCACUCAAGGAGAAUCCAGAACAGCAGUACGUUCAUCACGUUUGCUGUUUGCUUUUUUUUUUUAUCAUGCCAUUUUAUCACAUUGCCUUCGAGGAGCAUGCCUUUUCCAGCUCAGUGGAUACAAAGCGACAAGAAUUCAAGUCAUGAAUUCAAAACCUCUUGACGAAACAAGUCAGGAAUGACCGGACACUCUUGCCUGAAGUGUCCCUGAGCAAAUCCCAACCUUGAGAAAAUCUAAAAGAGUGCAGUCCACCUGUUUCUUCUUCCCUUUUUGGCUUCACCCCACCUACAAUGACAGACUGUACAUAAACAAAGGCAGGCCUUGACUUGUUCCACAGACACAAACACCCGCCCCUACCAUUGUCAUUCUAUACGAUACAACCAAAGACCCUCUCUGUUGUGUGUAGGUCACGGGGGUUAAAGUGGAUGCAGGUAGCCCUUGGGCCCAGUGCUUGGAUAUUUGGGUGACCUUCUGGAAGAAGAAGGUUGGGCUCAAAUGAAAGACAAUCGUCUUGCUUAAGGUGCUGUAACUGGGCUCAAAGAAAAGAACAGGAUUCCUCUGUCAGAAGUGAAGGACACUGAAGUCCCUCAAAGCCCACAUAGGCUAACAAAGCAAUUAUGCCCCCCCAUAGGGGCUCUGUAUUUAUGGAGACGGCUUGUCACGCUAUUUCAGGGCCUCGUGGGGCUUAGGAGGAAUACAAGCCUGUGCAUACACACUGACACUAGAAAUAGAGCACAGCGGAGCUCUGCAAAGGAGCAGCGUUGUCUGUUGCCCUUCGGGAUAUCCCCACCCUGCCUGCUGAUGGCUUUGGUUUCGCCUUGAUCAAAGCUCAAUUGCUCAUGUGGAUGCUGCACCUGCAUCGCACUGACCCAUGUCAAUCAUAGAUGCUAUGAUGGCAAUAAAACCAUUUUCCUUGGCUUCCAGGUUUUUUCGACAGCGGUGUAAGCCCCUUUUCUGAACAUCCUAGCCCAGGACUGUGACACACUCCCACCGUAAAUCAGCAACAUCACCAUAGGACUGUCGCUCAAUAGCUGAGGGGGCCGGUCUUUGUGUAAACGGAUAGCUUUUGAUCCUUCUCCUCUUGUGGGCCCUUUGAAGCAGACAAAAAGCUCCCGGCGUCAGUCUCUCACACCCAUCCACAGAGCUCUGCAGCCUGGAGACCAGGAGGCUUUCAUCGGACCACAGCAGGUCUGACGGUGCCACGCCUCCUCCAUACACCCAGUGUUUAAUGUAAACGUAAUGACCCUGGAAAAGAGAUGACGUACAACCACUUUCACCCAAGCUGGACUCAGUUACACUUGUUGAUUACUGGUGUUCUGCCCUCUAAUGCCUGGGUAUAUUGUUAAACCACCUGGGGAUGAUCUUAAUCUAAAUUUUAUUUUUCAUCAUUUUCAUCAGGUGCCAAUUAUCCUGUAAAUGACAAUGUUGAUGAUAUAAUGUUGAACAAUCUGUGUUGUUUUACACACUUAUAUCGCUAUUUAUACGUACACAUUUUGUAUAAUUUCCCAUCUUUCAUAUCAAAUGAUGGUUUUUGUUUGAUUUCUUGUUUUUUAAUGUUUUGCACUGACUCUCUAAUGUAAAGUCAUCCUUGUAUGUGUAAUAGUUAUGGCUGUUCAUCAGUAUCACUGAUAUUACAUAAACUACUGGGACAUAUAAGAUUACAUUAUUUCUUUAAAGCACUUUAUUGUAACUGUUCUUGUUUGGGCCAGUCCGUUGUGCUGUGGUCUCUUCAUCAGUACUGUAGUUUGAAAUGUUGCUGCCCUCCAGUGAUGCAAACUGUGAAAUGCUGCCAUGUGGAAUCCAAAACUUGAAAUUGUUGGAUCUGGUGUUGUGAUUAAUGACUUUUAAUAUGUGAAUAUUUUUAUCUUCCUAAAACUUGUGAUAUUUAAAAAAAAAUGUAUGAAUAUUUCAUUUGUGGGAAAAAUUGUUGUUGUUGUUAAAACAUUUUAAGGUUUCCUACUUUUGUUUAUUUCUGGCCACGCCAAUGUAAUAUUCACCACAACAGUAGCUGUGGCACUUCAUUGCUUUAGAGGUUUCUUGGUGCUUUGGGAUGUUAAAAUGCAGAUAUACAAGUCCUACUGACAAGCUGGGCGCGUUUAUCCUGCUGAAGGGACCUGGGGAAUAUUGAACUGUGGACCCCAUUCAAGGCCCCCAGGGGUCCAUGUCACUGGUGACAUUUUCAACAUCAAACCCCAUUUUGUUACUAACCUUACCCAAGUCUUUGAGUGUCUAUAAUAAUAAUAAAAAGGUUAAAUCAGACGUCAAUGAAUGUGAGGGGAUAUUUAUGUUGCAGAUGUGCAAACUGUAAAAGAAAAGAAGUAAUGUUUCCUGAUUUUGUUGAAUUAAAAAUGUCAUUCAG
Molecule: messenger RNA, 4320 nt
Organism: Scophthalmus maximus (turbot)
Lineage: Eukaryota; Metazoa; Chordata; Actinopteri; Pleuronectiformes; Scophthalmidae
Product: gap junction delta-4 protein
Exons: 2
Coding region: 520-1797 (425 amino acids)
Biological process (GO): cell communication
Cellular component (GO): connexin complex
Source: RefSeq, a predicted model, not a curated record